This is a messenger RNA of Mizuhopecten yessoensis (Yesso scallop), 2462 nucleotides long. Its product is annotated as protocadherin Fat 3-like. The coding region runs from base 1 to 1569 and encodes 522 amino acids. Gene Ontology annotation, molecular function: calcium ion binding. The transcript has 12 exons. The record is from RefSeq and is a predicted model, not a curated record. Gene Ontology annotation, biological process: homophilic cell-cell adhesion. NCBI's taxonomy places the organism in Eukaryota, Metazoa, Mollusca, Bivalvia, Pectinida, Pectinidae. Gene Ontology annotation, cellular component: plasma membrane; cell-cell junction.
AUGGACACCGAUGACCUAAUUCCCACAUUCACCUCAGAAUAUUAUUCAGGAAAUGUGGAUAUCAAUGCAACUAGGGGUACUACUGUGAAUUUUAGCCCGCCUCUCUUAGCUCGGGACCAGGACCAGCUCAACACUACAGUCAUAUAUCAGAUAUACGAUCCGAGUUUUCACUUCCUAAUAAACAACACGACAGGAACGGUAACUGUAGACUCCAAACUGGCUAAAACAAUGUACUCCGCUCUUGUCAAGGCGACUCAGAUCGACAACCCGUUACGACAUGGAAUUGCACUUGUACAAAUCAAUGUCGCAGGAUUGAACUUAACAUUGCCUAACGGUCCUUCAUUUCGUCAACGUUUGUACGAAACCACCAUUGCGGAGAGCCAGCCACCAGGAACCACCGUUAUGACUGUUCCAGUCACAGUGAAGAACCCUGCGGGUCCUUUGAGCUUCAACAUAUUGGAAAACAUAUCGGAGUUUGCAGUUGAUCAGAGAGGAAACAUCUUCCUAACCAGAUCUUUAGACUACGACGGACAAGACAAAGAAUAUCGAUUCACUCUGGAGGUGUCGGAUGGUAUGCAUUUCGCUACCACACCUAUACAUAUUCGGAUAGAGGACGUCAACGACAACUCGCCGGAGUUAGGGAACUCUGAGUUUACAGUGAGCACGGAACGGGUCCAGGGCGCCAUCGUCACGGCCAUAGAGGGUCGGGACAAGGAUCCCAACACACAUCUCCAGUAUCAGUUAAAAACGUAUACCUCACUAUUCCACAUCAACUCAGUCGGAGAUAUUAGUAUAACUGCAACACCAAGAGAACUAAAGCAGGAAAGUUACCUUUUAGUGGUCGAUGUUGCCGAUGAUGGUGUCCCCAAGAGGUCAACAGUUGCCCUAGUAACGGUCAAGUUCCCACGCCAUAUGCUUAUGUCCCAUGGCUUGUUUGCGAUAGGAGGGACCGACUUGCUAGCUGUUAUAUUAGGCGCACUGGCGGCUGUCCUCUUUUUUGUUGCCGUUAUCCUAAUAGUCUUCAUAAUUCGUUGGAAACUGUCCUACACGAAUGAAAAACUGACAAAAGUGAGACAACAAAACGGAUUGGAUCCCAAGGGACUGCUGUACACGUCUAGUAAACCUUCCAUGGGCUCAGUGACUGUCGAUAUUAAACACAACGGUGAUAUUAAAAAGAUACCGAACACAGAUAUACCAACAAAUAUUCAAGAAAAUCCGUUAUCAGAAGACAAGAUGCAUUAUGGGUUUUCAAAUAUUUCUAAAGAAGGAAGUACCGAUAUUCAUAUAAACACAACUGUUAUUCCAUACGGAAAUUCCUUUAACAAUUACGAAGAACGACGGUCCUAUCAGAAUGUCGUUUUAAAGACUUUCCACGUGCCCGAGGGCAGUACUGGUGAUAGUAACAGAGGUCUGAUGAAGGUACAUCUUCCUAAGACCACAUUUCUGUGUCAGAGCAAUAACCUUUCCUGUGUCGACAACGACCGGACCAACUCAUACGACUGGGAGGAAAAUCUACCACAGGAAAUGAGGAAAUCCAAAGGAAAACCUAAAAUAACAGUUUAUUUCUGAUAUUAUACUAAAUGAUGUGUGGACAAUCUUUGAGUGAAAUAUAAACAUCUUGAAUUAUAGCGAAUAGACUAUGGACUUUUCCCAAAGAAGGCCAACUAUUCUGCAAAAACUAGAAGAGUGGUUAAAACGCAAAAUGUUCACAAUGAAGAGACAAAGUUUAGUUCCAUGGAAGGCAUUUCUAACCAAACAAAAGCAAUUCAAGAACUGGUUGAAAAAGAUGUACAGUCAAAGCAGCCAUGAAGACGCAGGCUGUCGAUCAAACGAGAAAUCAGUAUCCGAGAUACACAAAAUAUGAAAUAUCACUCGAACUUGUUGAAAAUGAGGAUAAAACUUUAGAAUAUAUUCUCCCCAAAUCUCCUCAGACUAAUGAUUCAAAGGAUGAAAAUGACAAACCUCCCCCAGUCCCAAAGCAAAUAUGGGCAAGACGUGGUGACGGAAAGGAGGAGUAGAAAAAUGAACAGAUUGCUUUUAACCGAGCGAAGAGGUCCCCCCACCCACUACCCACUCCCAUUCCCACUCCCCCAUCCCAAUGGCGUACCCCUGGAGGAUAGAUCUUGCAUACAAUGUUAAGGAUGUGAAUUAAAAUGUACGUUUGUAAGCAUGUAACAUGUAGCAGUUUUUUUGCACAAAUUAGUUAGUAUCAACUACUCUUUUCCAUGCUUUAUAAAACAUUAUUUGUUUAAUAGGUCUUUUUUCAAGUGUUUUGUUUUAAAAUUUCUACGUUAAAUAUGUGUUGCCUUUACUGUGUUUUUCCUUGUGGGACUUUCAAGACUAAAAUGAUGCAAAUAUAGUAUAGUAAUCAGAUCAAAAACGGAUACUCUGUUUAUACUCUGAUGUUUAUGCCUUCAACUCUGAUGUCAAGCAGAGUGUAACAUGGAUACCUACGACCCCAA